AUGGAGCCAGAGUACGCGGGAUAUGGGCCGAAGGUCGCAAAACUCGGUAUCGGCUGGAAGCAGACUGCGGGGUACGAGGAGAACAAGACGACAAUUGUAGAGGAGAUGAAGAAGAAGAUGCGUCGGUCCCAAUCGAACAGCGGAGCAGCCUCGCUUUUCAACUCGAGGACUGCGAAAGAGAGACCUCAAGUUAUCUACAGAUCUGAAGGUUUUUUCCAUUAUUCGACUGUAAUCGUUACAAAUCUGUAUCUCAAUUUUGCGUCAAUGGAUCAGAUUCUGAACAAGGUGGGCUCGUAUUGGUUGGGUCAAAAGGCCAACAAGGAAUUCAACUCGGUCGGCGAUGAUAUCAACUCACUGUCGAACAGUAUCGAAGGAGGAGCCAAAUGGUUGGUUAACAAGCUAAAAGGUAGGAAAAUGCAAAAGCCGCUACCCGAUCUUCUCAAGGAGUACGACCUGCCAGUUGGUAUAUUCCCUCGUGAUGCGACCAAUUAUGAGUUCAAUGAGGAGACCCGAAAGCUAACUGUUUACAUCCCAUCCGUGUGUGAAGUGGGCUACAGGGACUCAUCUGUGUUGCGUUUUUCCACGACCGUGACUUGUUAUCUGGAGAAAGGUAAACUGGCGGACAUAGAGGGAAUCAAGACAAAGGUGAUUGUUUGGGUGAAAGUGACCUGUAUUUCUUCGGAGAAGUCGAAGGUCCAUUUCACGGCUGGAAUGAAGAAAUCGAGAAACAGGGAUGCUUAUGAGGUUUUCAGAGAUGGGUUUACAGUAGACAAGUUUUAA
Molecule: messenger RNA, 780 nt
Organism: Striga hermonthica
Lineage: Eukaryota; Viridiplantae; Streptophyta; Magnoliopsida; Lamiales; Orobanchaceae
Source: the annotation of a GenBank genome assembly